Molecule: messenger RNA, 1536 nt
Organism: Penicillium waksmanii
Lineage: Eukaryota; Fungi; Ascomycota; Eurotiomycetes; Eurotiales; Aspergillaceae
Exons: 2
Coding region: 1-1536 (511 amino acids)
Source: RefSeq, a predicted model, not a curated record
AUGAAUCCUAGUGAAGAUGCAGAGCUGUUUAAUGAUUCCAAUCUUCUUGGUCAAAGCCUGAAUUUGCUUCCAGGAGAACACGACCCAUUCAAUCUGGAUAUCAUAGAGGGAGAAAAAAGUACCGUCGUGAAGCCUACAGAGGAAACAAGGAAGGCAACAUUCGCGGACGGCAAAGCCUACUUGUUACCCAAGAAUGUCCGAGCAAACAUCGGGAACCGCAAAACUACCGUGAAAUCCCUGAUAGUAGAAGCCGGUGAUAAGUUAGCACAGACUCUUGAUGCCAGCGCUUCGUUAAGUGGGAGCUACGCGGGAUUUUCGGCAAGUGCAUCCGCCCAGUAUAGCUACGCCUCGAGCUUGAGCAACACCAACUACUACGCUCUUCUCAGUGUGGACCAUACGUCAUUUACCCUGGCACUCGAGGGACACGACGAAACCGAUGAAAAUAUAAACCCGAGUUUUGUCAAAGCCGUGGAACGCCUCCCUGAUUGGGAUUCAACAGAUAAAGUUCAUGAUCAGUACAUGCGGUUUUUUCACAGCUGGGGUACCCACUACAUCAAAUCAUGUACCUUUGGUGCUCGAUAUCAGUUAAAGAUUGAGAAUCAUGCAUCGAAGUCCGAGUCAAAGGAAGAAUUCGAGGCCAAUGUUAGCGCCGAAUACAGCGGCGUGGCUAAUGUUAAAGGCGAAGCGAGCUUGAAAACCUCAAACGAGUACAAAUCCUACCUCAAGACUCGUCAAUUCCAGACCAAGGUGUUUGGUGGAAGCUCCAGCUCAAACAUCAUUCUUGGCAAUGCACCAGACGACCCAGAGAAGUACCAAGAGGCUUUUAAGGGUUGGGCCGACAGCCUCAAUGACGCCGUUGCAAGCAAUCUAGUCAGCGUGAAGGUCGAUAGCAUUGGAAAUCUUCUAGAAAACAGUUCUUUCCCUGAACACAAUGAUUUAUCUGAGAAGUUAACCAAGGCGCUUGAUUUCAUGGCUAGCAAGCGACUGGCGGAGGGCUUUUUGAAAUUCUCUUUGCCCACAGAGUCAGCUCCUCUCAAUUAUGCUCGCGGGCUAUCAAUCCAGGGGGCCCCUGGCAUAAUCAUACGUCAAUCAUCACAGGGAUUCUCAAGAUUUGAAAUUGACUGCGUUGUUCGACUCAGCCCGCAGACUACCGUCACUGGUAUAAGCUGGAGCCCCGUUGAUGCAUCUUUGCAACCACCUUCGAAAAGCAAAACGGAAAUCGGUGUUUUCUAUUCGGGUGUAGAAAACACGGAACGCAUGAAAAACAUUCGUUCGAAGGGGCAUACAGUCGAAGGCGACGUGACAAUUGAUGCGGUAAUUCCUCUUUCAAUCUUUGCGCCCCCGGGAGCUCUCACUGUUGAGUUGUCCAAUCCUACUCAAAGAUUGAGCAGCACGGACCUUGAUCUUUCCCCACGCGGUCCAAGACUGAAUUUAGCUGGGGGUAAAUCCGAGCAGAAAUACGAAAUUCGCUCACUGUUUUUGCCUGGCUCUGGGAACAGUGGAGUUCACAUUGGUGCAUGCUUUGCAGAGAACUGA